This is a messenger RNA of Phyllostomus hastatus (greater spear-nosed bat), 1485 nucleotides long. RefSeq names its product ribonuclease P/MRP subunit p40 (gene RPP40). The record is from RefSeq and is a predicted model, not a curated record. The transcript has 8 exons. Bases 62 to 1153 code for a protein of 363 amino acids. Gene Ontology annotation, molecular function: ribonuclease MRP activity; ribonuclease P activity. Gene Ontology annotation, cellular component: multimeric ribonuclease P complex; ribonuclease MRP complex. Gene Ontology annotation, biological process: tRNA 5'-leader removal; tRNA 3'-end processing; endonucleolytic cleavage in ITS1 to separate SSU-rRNA from 5.8S rRNA and LSU-rRNA from tricistronic rRNA transcript (SSU-rRNA, 5.8S rRNA, LSU-rRNA). Lineage: Eukaryota; Metazoa; Chordata; Mammalia; Chiroptera; Phyllostomidae.
GCAAGUGGAAGGGACGGGGCGGACACGCGGCGCUCCUGGAGGGUUUGCGUAGGGCAGGGCCAUGGCCACACUUCGCAGGCUGCGAGAGGUACCCCGGCACUUGCUGGUCUGCGAGAAAUCCAACUUCGGCCACGACAAGUCGCGCCACAGGCAUCUCGUGGAGACGCACUAUCACAACUACAGAGUUUCAUUUCUGAUUCCUGAAUGUGGAAUACUACCUAAAGAACUGAAAAACCUGGUUACAGAAACUGGACCCUAUUACUUUGUGAAGAAUUUACCUCUUCAUGAGUUAAUUACACAAGAAUUCAUCAAUACAUUUGUAAAGAAAGGUUCGUGCUGUGCACUGACAUACAAUACAAAUAUCGAUGAAGAUAAUACUGUUGCUCUGCUGCCAAAUGGGAAAUUAAUUUUAUCACUUGAUAAAGACACUUAUGAAGAAACUGGACUUCAAGGUCAUCCAUCUCGUUAUUCUGGUAGAAAAAUAAUGAAAUUUAUUAUUUCCAUUGAUCUGAUGGACUUAUCCUUUAACCUGGAUUCCAAGAAGUAUAAAAGAAUAUCUUGGUCCUUCAAAGAGAAGAAGCCAUUGAAAUUCAAUUUUCUUUUGGCUUGGCAUCCUACAGGUGUGGAAGAAUCAACGAUGAUGUCCUACUUUUCCAAUUAUGGAAUUCAGGAGCAUCAGCCAAAAAUAGCAGUGAGCAUGGUGACAGAUCUGCAGUGCCCAGUGCUGCAGAGCAGCGAGCUCAGGGGCAAGCUGGAGGUGGCCUGCAGUACCGGGGAGCUGUUCGACUGGCUGGGUGCUGUCUUCAGUAACGCUGACCUAAAUAAUGAGCCUAGUAAUUUCAUAUCAACUUAUUGCUGUCCUCAGCCAAGCACACUGAUGGCAAAAGCGUCUUUGUGUACGAUCACUGGUUUCAUACUUCCAGAGAAGAUAUGUCUCCUGUUGGAACAGCUGUGCCACUACUUCAAUGAGCCAAAGUUAGCUCCUUGGGUUACGUUGACGGUUCAAGGCUUUGCAGACAGUCCUGUUUCAUGGAGAGAAAAUGAGCAUGGUUUUCAAAAAGGAGGAGAACAUUUAUACAACUUUGUGAUUUUUAAUAAUCAGGACUAUUGGCUUCAGAUGGCUGUUGGGGCAAAUGAUGACUGUCCACCAUAAGAAUACAAAAUUUAUAAUCAUGUUUGUUUAUACUUUUCAGAUUUCUUAGUGGUAAAAGGACUGAGUGUUCUCUGAGACUUAUAUGAUAAUGACAUAUCUUAGAUAAGCAUCCUGUCCGGACAUCCCAUCCUGGACUGCAGUGAGGCCUGUCUAGCGAUCAGCUCAGAGUUGUUUCUCCUUGUCGGUGUCAGCAUAUGACUUACUGCAUGGUAGAAUGAGCCAGGGAUCAGGGGUUAUGGAAUCGUUUGGUAAGAUGUAUGCUUUUACUCAAGUACAUGAUUGCAGCUUUUUUAUAUGAUAAUAAUAAUAAUAAGAGCCAGUCCCCGCUUCAA